Molecule: messenger RNA, 1382 nt
Organism: Carya illinoinensis
Lineage: Eukaryota; Viridiplantae; Streptophyta; Magnoliopsida; Fagales; Juglandaceae
Product: phosphoenolpyruvate carboxylase kinase 1
Exons: 2
Coding region: 101-919 (272 amino acids)
Biological process (GO): peptidyl-serine phosphorylation; intracellular signal transduction; protein autophosphorylation
Cellular component (GO): cytoplasm; nucleus
Molecular function (GO): calcium-dependent protein serine/threonine kinase activity; calmodulin binding; ATP binding
Source: RefSeq, a predicted model, not a curated record
UUUUGAAGAUUGCAAUUCCGAUUCUCUCUCUUAUAUAUAUUGGAAAGACGGUAACAAACGAACCACCCCAGAAACAUCAUAAAAAAAGCCAUAGAACCCCAUGUGUGAGGCAUUGAAGAAAAACUACCAGCUGUAUGAGGAAAUUGGCCGUGGCAAAUUCGGCACAGUAUCGCGAUGCUUUCACCCGAUCUCCGGUGACUUCUUCGCCUGCAAAAUCAUUGACAAAAGAUCUCUCGCCGAUGCCACCGACCGUGAAUGCCUCGAGAACGAGCCCAAGAUCAUGACCCUUCUCACUCCCCACCCCAACAUCGUCAAACUCUUCGACAUCUUCGAGAACGACGACUUUCUCUGCAUGGUAAUGGAGCUCUGCGAACCCUUUACUCUGUACGACAUGAUAAUCGAAAGAACUCUUUCUGAGAACCAAGCUGCUUUGCUUAUGAAGCAGCUUCUCGAGGCUUUAUCUCAGUGUCACAAACUAGGGAUUGUGCAUAGAGAUAUCAAGCCAGAGAACUUAUUGUUCGAUGGAAGGAACAAUCUGAAAAUGGCGGAUUUUGGGUCGGCUGUGUGGUUACCGGAGGGGAGGAGCGUGAGAGGGGUUGUGGGAACGCCGUAUUAUGUGGCGCCGGAGGUGUUGAUGGGGCGGGAGUACAAUGAGAAGGUAGAUGUUUGGAGUGCUGGAGUCAUUUUGUACAUAAUGUUGGCGGGGGUUCCGCCGUUUUAUGGCGAGUCGGCGGCUGAGAUUUUUGAGGCGGUUUUAAGGGCGAACUUGAGAUUUCCAACGAGGAUCUUCCGGACAGUAUCGCCGGCAGCAAAGGACUUGGUGAGGAAGAUGGUUUGUAGGGAUCUGUCAAGAAGGUUAUCUGCAGAGCAAGCCUUGAGGCACCCAUGGAUCCUAAACGAAGGAACAGCUAUGCAGUAGAGUGUGAAGCUACUACAGAAUAAUCAACAAAGCAAGCGUCUUAGCAAGCAAACGCAGUUUCAUUUCUGUACAUAUUUCCCUGCCGCAUAAUAAUUCUCCCAUUACAUGUGGUUCCAGAAAUCCGGCUUUUUUGCUCAACAGUCAUUUGAAAAGAGAGCAAUGAAGCACAGAGAGUGUGUCCGCCUGGGGCUCUUCAGAUUCAAACUGAGAAAGUAGAUACAUAUGGUUUGGAGAAUCCCAGUCUUUCCCCGCCUUGUCUUUUUGUAAUUUUUCAUCGAGAAAAAGAUAAGGAAGUGAGAAAGCAUAUGAUCAUCUGGGAAUGGAUGUUUAUGGGAACAUAAACGUGUUUUUGAGUAUGGAAUCUAUAUAUGUUUAUCGUUUUCCUCUCUUUUUUUCUUCUUUUUGGUGGAAUAAAUGUGCUAUUCUUGAUGGAGAUAUGUAGAAUAUGCUUUGAUAUAUUCCA